Molecule: messenger RNA, 1212 nt
Organism: Labrus mixtus (cuckoo wrasse)
Lineage: Eukaryota; Metazoa; Chordata; Actinopteri; Labriformes; Labridae
Gene: ndnl2
Product: necdin-like 2
Exons: 11
Coding region: 94-888 (264 amino acids)
Cellular component (GO): nucleus
Source: RefSeq, a predicted model, not a curated record
CGUCCUUAAUACGUCAUCAAAAGGCGCCUAUAAACAGCACUAGCGGGAAUUUGACAGUUAAAAAGCCCAGCUGAAUUUGCAUUUAAGCAAAACAUGACGCAGAGAAAGAGACUGUCCAACACUCAGAUCAAAAGGCAGUCGGGCACCUUCGUGUCUCAGGGAGACGAUGACGACACGACCUUCACCCAACCAAGUAACACUCAGGUCCAGAGAGGGCUGGAGAAGCUCACGCCUUCGCAGGUCGACCAAAAGACUGCUGAGGUCGUGCAGUAUUUCUUGGUUAAGGACCAAAAGAAGAUUCCAAUACGCCGAGCAGACAUCGUGAAACAUGUGGUGAAGGAAUACAGAAACAUCUACCCUGAGAUCAUAAACAGAGCGGCACAAACGUUUGACAAGGUCUUUGGCCUCAAACUGGUGGAGAUCGACACCAAAAAUCAUUUGUACAUACUGGUCAAUAAGUUGGAAGCAGCCGAGAGAGCCCCGCCCAUCGAGACUCCGGCCAAUCCAAAGACGGGUCUGCUGUUUGUCAUCCUGAGUGUGAUUUUCAUGAAGGGCGGCGUGGUGAAAGAAAACCUCAUCUGGAAUACUCUGAAGAAACUGCGAGUUGACCCGGGAGACAGACAUGAAGAGUUCGGCGACGUGAAGAAGGUGGUGACAGACGAGUUUGUGCGCCAAAGGUACCUGGAGUACAUGCGGAUCCCUCAUACAGAGCCGGUGGAGCACGAGUUCAGAUGGGGUCAGCGUGCAGAAAUAGAAGUCUCCAAAGCCAAAAUCCUCGAGUUCGUCGGCGAGCUCCAUGAACAGGACCCUCAGAGCUGGAGCCAGCAGUACAGAGAAGCUCACGCCCCCCAGACCCCCUCACAGCCCGGCACCAGCAGCCAGAGAUAACCGCGACCCCCGACCCCAGUUUUACAUUUAAUAUUUUAACACUUGUUUUAUUUAUUGUUGUGAAGUGAUGCAGCAGGAGAAACAUUCACAUGUUACAGUCUUCAUCCUGCUCCAACAGAAAACAUGAGGCCGUCUCUUAAUCUGACCUCUGACCUCACACGUGUUCAUGUUCAUACUCUGACACCGUUUCAUCUCUUUAAAUGUAAAUGACUUUAAAUAUGACACAGCAAUGAUCACAUAUCCAUUUUUAUUUUAUUGCAUGGACGUUCAGGUAACAGUUAUUUGUUCUACUUCAGAAAAUAAAAGUUCUUUUUAACACAUGGA